AUGAAGGAUUCAUUUUUAGGUUUGGAACCGGAAAGGGAAGGUGGAGAGAGCAAGAGGGUUCACACCAAUCAACGGCCAGAAGUUUGAAUUUUUCUUCGUCGUUUUUUGGGAAAAACUGAAUCAUAGGCAAAGUCGGAAAGGGUCCAUAGAAAUUUUCCUUUUUUGCUGCCUUUUUACGCAAUUCUCUCAGCCCUUACGCGCCAUUUUUGCUGCUUUUUCCUUUUUCCACCAUUUCUCGAGCCUUUAAAAUCCCAGAAAAUGGAAGGCUCAAUAAAGGGAACUUUUUUGCUGCCUUUUUGCAGCCUUUUUUGAGCCUUUCCCUUCAAGCGGCCAUUAUCCCCCAUUCCGACUUUGCCCGAGAAGACUCCUUAAAAGGUUCUUUCAAAAAAGGACUUCUCAUGGUCUCGAACAGAUUUUUUAUUCUAAUUUUGCUCUUUUUAAUUUUUACCAUUAGGAAAAAGUUCACCGAGGUGAAGAAAAAAGAGCUCGAAAGCUUUUCCAUCAUUUUUAGAGCUUGUAGUGGAACUUUUUCAGGUCCUUGUUACACUAAGGUUCCUCAAAAAGAAGCUUUUUCCGUUUUGGCUUUAUUUAUAGAUAUUUCGAAGUCUAAAGUCCUAUACCCGUAAUGAAAAAUUGAACGAAAAUCUUCAAAAAGUCCUCCCGAAACUAACAAAAAAAAAUUUUUCUUCGAUUUUUCAUCACGUGUUUAAAGCCAUUUCGGCCUCAAAAAUUGACAAUUUUCUUUUUAAAGAGCAUAAUUUCGUGAGUCUUGUAAGAAUUUGGUAUUCCUUUUUUUGAAUUAAAUAAAGUUUUAAUUAAGGAAAAUCAACCCGGGCCUUCAACUUCAACUUUGAAAGAAGAACCAGAUGCCGAAACGGAAAAAGUUUAUUUUAAUCUAAUUUUCAGAUAAAGAAAAUAUUGAAGGGUUCAGGAUUUUUUAAAUUAAUUUUUCCACUUUCUUAUUCGAUGUUUUUUCAUUAUAAAUUCGUGUUUAUUGAAUUUAAAAAAUAUCAUUUGAAAAUUUUUAGUGUCCAUUUUAGUGUAUUCCUUUUCAUUGUCAACUUUAGGGUUUUAAUUUUCUCGUGGCUAUUAUAAUAGUCGAAUUAGUGACCACUAUAGCAGUCGAUUUGGUGGUCACUUAAGUGGCUAAUAUUUAGUAGUCUCUUUAGAAGUCUAAGUGGUACUACUUACUUGACCACUAAAACUACUAUAGUGGCCAUUAAGACCUAAAAUAUUGGCUUUUAUAGAGGUGGUUUUAGUGGCCACUUUAGUGUUCUCUCUAAAUGGUCCUUGAGAAAACUCUUAAGUGGCCACUAGAGUUUUUUUCGCAGUAGUUUUAUUUUUUUAGAAAAAAAUAAAGAUGCUUCUUAAUGUUCAGCCUACUACAAAAUGAAUAAAAAAAUAAAUAAAAAAAUAAUUUAUAUUAUUCCAGUUGGAAAGCCCUGACCUCGGCGAUUGCGUCCUCCCGUCAGAAGAAAGGUUUCGGAAAUUUGCACGAAAUUAUUCAUUUUCAGUUGAACUUAUAACUUUUUAAAGGCAUAGGGGCUAGAGUUCUCAAAAGUAAAUGUUUGAACGAACGUUCAACCAAACAUUUUCCGAACGUUUGAUGAAUUCGACCAAUUAGUUAAAUUUCACAUGAACCGUUUGUUAAAAACUUCAUUUUGGUUAAAUUUCAUAACUGAGCAUUUAAAAAAAAUGAACAAUUACUUAUUUUUCGAAAAAAAUUUUGGUUAAAAAAAUGAACAUUUAAAUUUCAUUUUGAAAUUUUUUUGGUCAAAAAAAGUGAACAUUUAAAUUUCACUUUGAAAAAUUUCUUUCAAAAAGGUAAACAUUUAUUCAUUAAUUAAUUCAUUACUAUUACGGCACUUGGCAGUAUCUGUGCCAGAGUCAAUUCUAUCUCAGUCUUCUCCAAAUGAAAUCAUGAAUCGAUUACUUCGAAGUUCAAACUAAUUUCUGGUUAAAAAAAUUAAUAAAUCUGUUGGAAAACAGUGAUCUGGAUGGUCAAGGGCAAAGCUAAAAGCCGGUUAAGGCCGAGAAAAAUUAUAUGGAACCGGUCAAAAAAAUGAGCAGACCGGAAGAAAGGUUCUAUCUGGAGAAUUAAUUGAAUGAGGAAAAAAAGGAAAAGUAUAGAUUUGGAUUUUUGGUUCGGAAAAUCCAGGUUCGGAAAAUUAUCGGCCAAAAAAUGAACAUUUAAUUUUCACAGUUGAAAAAAAAUUUUUUUUUCUCUACGAAAAGGUAAACAUUUCAAAUUCGUUUUGAAAAUUUUGGUCAAAAAAAUGAACAUUUAAAUGUCGUUUCGGAAAUUUUGGUCAAAAAAGUAAACAUUUAAAUUUCACUUUUGAAAAUUUUGGUCAAAAGAGUGAACAUUUAAAAUUCGUUUCGAAAAUUUUGGUCAAAAAAGUGACCAUUUACUUUUCACUUUCAAAAAUUUGGUCAUUAGGACGAACAUUUAUUUACUAGUCAGAAUAUGAUUGUUUAGAAAAUGACCAUUCAUUUUUUUCAGUCAUUAUUUGAAAUGUGACAAAAUGAAAAGAAUGAAAGUGAUCAAUUUUUGGUUGAUCUUUCAAAAAAACGACAUUCGUUUGAAAUGUCAAAAAGAAAAUUUUUCGUUUUUGAAAAAUGUCAUUUUUUUCAAUUGGUCAUUUUGUGAACUCUAAUAGGGGCAGUAAAAAAUGGGGUUUCAGGUAAAAGCAGUAUCGUAUAUAGUUUUUCAUUGCGAAUCGAAUGGUGUACUCAAAAAAAUUACAGAUGUGACAAGUUUAGAAGAAAAACGCGAUUUUACUUUCCCGCCUUUAAUUUUGAAAAAAGCUUUGGAUCGGCCUACGGACAAACGUUUAUUACAGUAGUCGUGCACGCGAUGUUGCGGACGUCUCAUUAGGCUCGCAUUUUGUGUGAAAUAACCGGAUUUCUGCUUCAAAUUAAGGGUUUCUUCUCUGAAAAAUCGAUUAAGAAAACAGAAAACACACAUUGAUAAUAAAGAAAACACAAAUAAUCGCUAUCCCAAUCGAAACCUGUGAAAAAUCAUCAUUUUUCACCAGAAAAGCUUUUUUGCGAUCAAAGUUUGCAAAUUAUACAUGAAUAGAAAGUAUUUGUGACGAAAAGAACUUUGGUGACAACAGAAACAAUUGAAAAUUGAAAGAAACGAAGAAAAAAGCGAAAUAUCCGGAAGAUGGCGAAGCCUGUUGUCCAUAGAGCAACUUUACUGCGAAGCGCCCUUUUUGCGGGAACUCAAGCUUUCAUUUCUCCGACUUUGAAUUAGUUUUUCUCCAAAACCAGGAACUUCUGUACGUUUUCAAGUUCACCGUUCGAUUCGCAAUGAAAAGCUCUACAAAGAACUGCUUUGAACUGAAACACCGUUUUUUACUGCCCCUAUGCCUUGAGGGGAAGUUUCCUUGCAAAAAAAAAGGACAGCAAAGUUUUUCCAUCCACAUAAGUCAACUUUUUUUUUUUUUGAAAAACGUUUUGGUUUUUUUUUUUCGAAUAAAGUAGUGAAUUAGGCAUUAAAUUUCGUUUUUUUUUUGUGGGAAUCCUCGUUAUUUUUAAGUUACUAAAAUGUUAUUUUUAGUUUUUUGAUUCGGAUAUUAUUGCUUUUAGCUAUCAUUUUUUUUUGCGAUUUCUUCAUCUCCCAAUUGAAAAAAUGCCAUCUUCAAAUGAUUGAAACUCUUCAGACGAGCCGAAAUUCUGAAAGAACUCGAAGAUUCGUUCCCAAAUUUCGAGACUUUAAUACCGGGCAACCUGGAAAUGAUCAAGAAAGUCGACAAUUUCACAAAGAAAAUCACAUCUUUCUUAGGGUUUGUUUCCUUUUUUUUUUGUGUUGGUUGAAGUUGGUGCGUUUGGAAUUAUUCCGCGAAAUACGCAAAUUUGGAAUUUUGGCGAGAAAAGUUUGGGUCCCAAAACGAAAAGGCGAUUAUUGCGCGCGAAAUUCUUAAUUUGAAAUUUUUAACUUUUACGUGUAGUUUUCUCCUGCGUAAUGCGCUAAGUUGAACUUUCUGACAGCUUUGUAAAAAUUUUGGGUCCUACAACGAAAUGGUGACUUUUGCGCGUGAAUUUCGAAAUUUUGGAAUUUUUGGGACAUUUCUUGAUCUGCGCAUUUUUCGAAAUAAGUGAUAAUUUGGCCUUUUUCACGCAAAGUUUUGGACUUCCCAAAGACGGUAUUUCGUUGUAGGACCCAAUUUUUUCAGCUUCCAACUUGAUUUUGAUUUUGCGUCAUUUUUGAAAUCUACAAUAUCACAUUUAGAAGCUGCCGAUUUUCUCAUUCAUUCUUAAGCCCAGUUCAAAGGGAUUCCGAAAAAAGCGAAAUAUAGUCUGUACAAAUUUUGAAUCUCAACUCCUCGCUCAAGCUCCGCCCCUAACGACCCUAUGAAUCAAUCAGAGAGCGAGCCAACCACAGAGCGUUUUCGAAUGACGUCAUUGUAUAUUCUGUUCAGAUUUUAAAUUUUAAGCCCAAUGACGUCAUCCGAAAACGCUCUGUGGAUGGCUCGCUUUGUGAUUGGUUCAUCGGGUCGUUGGGGGCGGAGCUUGAGCGAAUUCCGGACUUUCAAAAUCUGAAAAGACUAUAGUCGUCAGAGAGGAAUAGAUAUUCAAAUUUUGGAAAGUCAGAGACAAUUUAGAACUUGGCGGGAUUACUUUUAACACGGCUAUGAAGAGAAUUUUUAGGAGGAUUGAGAGAUUGUUCACCUCCGAACGGCGUCCAUUGGCAUCUUUUUUUCAAGCUAUCGGACUUUAUGUCGAUAUGGAUGAGAGCGAUAGAGAAUGUAUUGAAUCGGUGAGGAAUCCAAAAUCCGAGUGGAAGGGAAAAAAUAUCUGUAUUUCGAAAACCUUUGAACAAAUUGUUGAAUAGCUUCUUGAUUCUAACUUUUGUCACAUUUCUUCAAGGUUUUUAAUAAAUCAAAUGCAAAAAUAUAUUUAUUAGGAUGUUUUAGAUUAUUUUAACGCUUUUCCGUUUGAUUUUUGAAAAAAAAUUCAAAAUUAAGAAAAAGAAAAAAAUUUAAUCGGCAAUAGUGGCGACUUCACCUCAGAGCAACCUUACUGCAAAAUUAAUUUACACGGGACUCAGGAAUUCCAGAGUGGUCGCUAUAGGGGCUAAUAAGGAAAAAGAGCCCAUAUAAUUAGGGACCGCAAGCCGUUUCUUCAGAACGAUUCAAAAAAUAUGUUUUUCACAUUGUUCGAUAGAGGAGACUGUCCAUUUUCAUAAUCCGUUUAGUUUUUGAAAAAAGCUCCACUAAGAAAAAAGUUAUGGCCAAAAAACGAGCGCGCUCGGCGUUCAACUGGAGGCGAAAUCUCACGGUUUACCCGCUGCCGCACGCUUUCUUUUUUUAAAUGUUUUUUUGCGCAUUUCUGGACCGUUUUUCAAAUCGGUUUUUCUGUUCUGAGAGGUUGUCCGAACUUGAGCCUCAUGUUUUUGGAUGAAUCUUUUGUACAAUCCUCAUAAGAAGUUUUUUUAAUACAAUAUCAAAAAAACUACCUAGAAAAAAAGGUCAAAAGGGAUUUUUUUCAGCUUAUUUUUUUCUUUUUUUCUACUCAGAAAAAAAUUUAUUAUCAUUCGAUUUGGAAAAUAAGAAAAAAAUGAAAAAAAUGAUGUUAUAUCGAAAUAAAACAGGAAAAAAAGUGCAAUUUGACUCCGAAAAAAACGGCUCCUGCGACAUUUAAAAUGGGCGCAUCGGUGUGUUUGACGCAAACACUGCUACGGACACUUGCACGAAAUCUUCCGAAAUUUCAAAAAAAUUGCCAUUUUUUUCGAGGUUUUUCAAAGCCGUUAUUUUUUUCGCGUCGAUCGAUUUUUUUCAUAAUUUUUUUCAUUGAUAGAGUUUUUGAACGCUUAAUAACAUAAUCAAAAAAAUAUAGACGCGAUCCUAUUCUCUCAUGCGUCAACGAGGCAGACGAAAAAAAGGAGGUUUUUGGAAAAAAACUCAAAUAUAAUUUGAUUCGCUGUCCCAAUAAUUAUUUUUCAUUUUGAAUUUUUUUAUUUUUUUGGACACUUUGUUAGUUUUUUUAAAUCAAAUAAAAAGUAUACCAUGUCGCUGAAAAAUUUUUUUCGCAUUUCAGCUUCAAAGUUUGCUGUCACUUUACAAGCUUUUAAUAUUUUUUUCGCGUCGGUAGAUUUUUUUCAUUUUCACUCAAAAAAAUAAAGAAAGUGUUAAUGUAUAACAUACUCAAAAUUCAGAAGCGUUCCUCACUUGGUUUUCUGAAACGCGACGAUUUUGUGAAACUUGUCAGUUUUUUUCGUGUUAAAUCUUACUUUUUUUCGCUUAAUUUUUGAAAAAAAUACAUAGUUUUUAAAAAAAUAUUGAGUCUUGUAGAGCGUUGUCGAUUACAUAGGUUAACAGAAACAGUUCAUUUUUAAAGAGGGACUUUAGCUAGUAUAAACGCCUCAAAACCGUUUUUGCAACAAAAAAAUCGUCAUUUUGGUGGCGUGAAGGGGCGGGGCUUUGCGCCCCCUACAUAUAAUGGGUCGAAAAGUGGUCCCUAGAGAGGUGUGGGAUCUGACCACAGCUUCUAAAAAGCAAGUGGUCCCUAUAGGGGUCUUCAGUACUAGUUCAUUUUAUAAAUUUAAAAGAUAAAUUUGAUCAUUUUAUCCUAUUUUCAUGCUUUUCUUUCAAAAAUAAUCAAUUUUUUAAUUUUUUUCCCAUGGAAACGCUUUUCCUCCUAAAAUUCAUAACACUAGCAUGACCCCUUUAGGGGCCUCUUUUACGAGCUUUGUAGCCCCUAUAGGGGUUGGUAAAGUGAUCCCUAGAGAAGAUAUUGCAAUGUCUCUAAGGUUGCCCCUAUAGGGACCACUCCGGAGUUCCUAAGAAGGUCUAGAAGGAGAUCUCUUUGAAAAAUGGUCGCCCUUGUCAGGGCGAAAAAACUUGUACCUUUCUAAUGUUUUUGAUAAAUGUAGGAUGUAUUUUUGUCCAGUUAGAAAAUUCGGUUUUUUUAAAGCUUCUGCAAGGUCCUGAAGUGUACUUACGAUACAUCGGCACUUGGGCACCCAUCAAAACUCGAUUCAAAUUCGAAAUAACCCCCGCAGGCAGGUUCAUCGUCAAGGUUGAACGAUCGACCCUUUUUUUGAAGUUGAAAUCGAAUUUUCAGACUCAUCCGAGCUUUCAUAUCCUCAGUCUUCCAGGAGGUAAAAAUCAAUAA
This is a messenger RNA of Caenorhabditis auriculariae, 7122 nucleotides long. NCBI's taxonomy places the organism in Eukaryota, Metazoa, Nematoda, Chromadorea, Rhabditida, Rhabditidae. The record is from the annotation of a GenBank genome assembly.